Molecule: messenger RNA, 405 nt
Organism: Caenorhabditis bovis
Lineage: Eukaryota; Metazoa; Nematoda; Chromadorea; Rhabditida; Rhabditidae
Source: the annotation of a GenBank genome assembly
AUGCUCAAAAUUGCGGUGCUGCUCGCGACGGUUCACGUGAGCAUCGAAAUUGUCGACGCGAUGACAAUCAAUGGAACAACGAGCCUAGGCCUUCUCCAACUCGACGACUUCUUCUAUCCGCUGCCGACGCUCGUUCAGAAUCCCAACGUUCGUGUGAAAGUCGGCAACAAGCGAAGCGGCGAUGAUUGCACCGAUGAGAUGCUCAGACGGGUGAUGCACGAUCACAUCAGCGAGGACGGAAUGACGCAGUCGAAGCGGGCGGUGCACAGCGCCGCGAAACGCGACUUCGAAGGCAGCUGGAGUGUGAUUUGCGCGCCGUGCGCGUUCUCCUAUCUGGCUCACACCCAGGACUACUGUAUUCACACAAGAUACGGUAUCACUUGUUUACUGUACCGCGAUGGUUAA